GCUACAAAUGUGUGUGGUAAUGUUUGUAAAUCCAGGAAACAUUUGCCCAAAAUAGAGCAAAAAUUAAAGAAAGAAGUUAGCUCCAAGUGUGCUGCAUGUUUAUUAGCUAUAAAUUGUUGUCACCAACGAGAGGUGUGGAUGCUAACAUCAUGCCACAAUUCAGGAAU
Messenger RNA from Candidula unifasciata, 167 nucleotides. NCBI's taxonomy places the organism in Eukaryota, Metazoa, Mollusca, Gastropoda, Stylommatophora, Geomitridae. The record is from the annotation of a GenBank genome assembly.